This is a messenger RNA of Aspergillus wentii DTO 134E9, 612 nucleotides long. RefSeq names its product protein transporter TIM23. The coding region runs from base 1 to 612 and encodes 203 amino acids. The transcript has 2 exons. Gene Ontology annotation, molecular function: transmembrane protein transporter activity. NCBI's taxonomy places the organism in Eukaryota, Fungi, Ascomycota, Eurotiomycetes, Eurotiales, Aspergillaceae. The record is from RefSeq and is a predicted model, not a curated record. Gene Ontology annotation, cellular component: TIM23 mitochondrial import inner membrane translocase complex; mitochondrial inner membrane. Gene Ontology annotation, biological process: protein import into mitochondrial matrix.
AUGGCGAUCUGGGAUUCGUUCAGCGGCCAGAAGCAGUCCAACGGACCCGAGGUCCUUGACCCUUCGACACAAGAUGCCACUUCUUUCCUCUCCGAGAUCGGCAAUGAUGCUUCUCGUCUUCACCCAUUGUCUGGCUUGAACCAGGAUACCCUCGACUACCUUACCCUUGAUGACUCCGCCCUUGAUGACAUGCCCGGCUCGCGAUCGGUUUUGCCAUCCCGAGGAUGGUCGGACGACUUGUGUUACGGAGCUGGAACCACCUACCUUGCCGGUCUCACAGCUGGAGGUGUAUGGGGACUUGCUGAAGGACUGAAGCGCACACCAGAGACAGCGCCCCCGAAGAUCCGUCUGAACGGUGUUCUCAACUCGGUUACCCGGAGAGGACCGUUCCUCGGAAACUCCGCUGGAGUUGUGGCCAUGGUAUAUAACGGGUUGAACUCGGGAAUUGGAUAUGCACGAGGGAAGCACGAUUCCGCCAACAGCGUUGUUGCCGGUGCACUGAGUGGAAUGGUUUUCAAGAGUACCCGAGGUCUUAAGCCCAUGAUGAUCUCCGGUGGUAUUGUGGCCAGCAUCGCGGGCGGCUGGGCUGUUGUGCGAAAGGCCUUCCUGUAA